Messenger RNA from Sungouiella intermedia, 1746 nucleotides. The record is from the annotation of a GenBank genome assembly. Lineage: Eukaryota; Fungi; Ascomycota; Pichiomycetes; Serinales; Metschnikowiaceae.
AUGAACAACAACUACUUUGCUGAAGAUUAUGUUCCUGGAACAACUAACAUCUUGGUUUCUCUGGAUGAUUCGUCCAGCAACCACACUGGAAAGCCUUUAAAAAGGACUGCUAAUGGCAUUAUCUUGCUUCCUCAACCCUCGGACUCGCCCAAUGAUCCUUUGAAUUGGUCCAAAUCCAGAAAAAUGUGGCAUUUCCUUUUGGUAUCCUUUAUAACUGCCCUCACUGCUGCCAUUUCCAACGAUGCUGGUGCCGCCCAAGAUUCGCUUAAUGAAACCUACGGAAUCUCCUAUGACGCCAUGAACACCGGUGCUGGUGUGUUGUUUCUAUUCAUUGGCUGGUCGUGUAUCUUCUUUGCUCCAGCCUCGUCAUUGUAUGGCCGCAGAAUCACAUACAUUGUGUGUAUUUUGGCUGGUACUCUUGGCUCGGUGUGGUUUGCUGUUUCGAGAAGAACUUCCGACACAAUUUGGUCUCAGGCUUUUGUUGGUAUGUCCGAAGCCUGUGCCGAGGCUCAAGUCCAACAGUCUUUGGCUGAUAUCUUCUUUCAGCACCAGCUUGGUUCUGUUUUGACCGUUUACAUUAUGGCCACUUCGAUUGGUUCGUUUUUGGGUCCUUUAAUUGCUCACUUGAUUUCAGAAGCCCAAGGUUUCAGAUGGGUUGGCUGGUGGGGUGCCAUAGUGAGUGGUGCUACCUUAAUUUUGAUCGUUUUCGCUUGUGAGGAAACAGUGUUUGACCGUAGCAAGUACUUCCCUGUUUACGAGUCGGAGAACUUACAGAGCGUGGAAAACUUGGAAGAAACGAAAGAUGAGGUGGAGAAGAUUUGUGAUGAUAAGAAUGGCGACAACAUUGGUGAAAGUGAGGUCAAUGAGAAGGUGCAAGUUGCACGCAGUUCAGAAUCGGUUGAAAAUUCCAGACCUAAUGAUCUCUCUAUUGAUGAGGAAGCCGAUCCUUCGAAGGAGAAGCUUAUUCCUUACCACAAGCGUAUUGCUCUCAUCACUCCAUCUUCGUACAUCGAGGGAUUUGGUUUCAAGCAGUACCUCAAGAGAUUUGUUGUCUACUUCAAGGUUUUCACUUUGCCUGCUGUUUGGUUGUCUGGUAUUUUGUGGGGAUUACAGGACGCAUACAUGUCUUUCUUCUUGACGACCCAAGAUACAUUUUUCUACGACGACCCAUGGAAUAAGAGCGAGACAGGAGUUGCUUUGAUGAAUGUGGCUACUUUAAUUGGUGCCGUCAUCGGCUGUAUUAUGUCCGGUAUUCUCUCUGACAAGCAUGUUCUUUGGUUGGCCAAGAGAAAUAACGGUAUGUACGAGCCAGAGUAUAGAUUGUGGCUUCUUUUCAUCACAUUGGUGGUUUCUCCCAUUGGUCUCAUCAUGUUCGGAGUCGGUGCCGACAAGGGUGGAGAUUGGCCCGCGUGGGUCGUCUACGGAGGAUUGGCAUUUAUCGGAUUUGGCUGGGGUUCCAUUGGUGACACAGCCAUGUCGUACUUGAUGGAUGCUUACCCAGAGAUCGUCAUCCAGGGUAUGGUCGGAGUUUCCAUCAUCAACAACACUUUGGCAUGUAUCUUUACUUUCACUUGUUCAUUAUUCUUGGACAAGGCAGGUACUCUGAACACCUACAUUAUUUUGGCGGUCAUUGACGUUGUUUCUAUUGCAUUUAUUGUUCCUACCUUAUACUGGGGUAAGUCAUGGAGAAGAGCAACCAAGGGACUCUACAUUGAGUUGGUGGAGCUCUCACAGGGUAUGGAAUAA